Molecule: messenger RNA, 553 nt
Organism: Aspergillus candidus
Lineage: Eukaryota; Fungi; Ascomycota; Eurotiomycetes; Eurotiales; Aspergillaceae
Exons: 1
Coding region: 242-514 (90 amino acids)
Molecular function (GO): transferase activity
Source: RefSeq, a predicted model, not a curated record
CGAUAACCCGCCGAGUCGAAUGUCUUAUCACUUCCACCAACUUCCUUUUCGAUGUGACUACGCCCAUUAUGCCACGAUGGUAUAUGUUGGCUCAGGGCAGACCUUGGUCCAGUAGCAGGUUUUGCCCGGGGGAUCCUCCGGCUCAUCUGGUUCAUCCCCGCCAGGCUCAGUCGGUCUAGGGAUCCAAGUAGUCCUUGUCUCGGUCACUGUUUCUGUGAUCGUGGUCGGGGGCGGAAGUGUAAUGGUGGGAAUCGGAGCGCUAGUGGGAAUCUUGGUCAGACCCAUGCUAGAGCUAGGCGUCCUGCUUGGAGUCGGGGUGCUGCUUGGCAUGGGAGUACUGCUCGGAGUCAGAACACUACUUGGUGUCGGAGUGCUGCCUGGGAUUCUCGUUGGAUCCACGCUGGUGCUGGGAGUCCUACUAGGACUCGGAUCGCUCGUUAAAACUCUAGUCGGGUUCACGCCAGUACUUAAUGUCUUGCUCGGGGUCAGGGCGCUCGUGGGAACUCUCGUUUGAUCCACACCAGUGCUAGGAGUAGCGGUGCUGGUCGGAGCU